This is a messenger RNA of Blepharisma stoltei, 678 nucleotides long. The record is from the annotation of a GenBank genome assembly. Lineage: Eukaryota; Ciliophora; Heterotrichea; Heterotrichida; Blepharismidae.
AUGGAAUUUGUGCCUAUUGUUCUCAGUGGACUCGGAACUUUGCUUUCUAUUGGAGUUAACCUAUCACCACUUCCAUCUCUAUUAAAAGCUUCCAAAAGCAAAAAUUUAGAAGAAAUUUCUCAUUUAUAUCUUAUUCUCUCUAAUUUGAUUCCUUUGAUCUGAUCGCUUUAUGGACUAAAAAGCAAGAUUUGGUUGAUUUACAUCCCAGCUCAAUUAACAUUUUUUACCAGUCUUGCGUGAAUAGCAUGAUAUCACAUCAUCAGUAAAAAUUCAAUUAUUUUUAUGUUCUGGUAUCUUUUGUCCAUAUUUUCUUCAUCUAUCAUUUUUUUGAAUUGUUUGACUGCGAAUAAUUUAGGAUUGGCCGCUGUUAUUAUCAGUUUUGGUGGAAUAUUUGCACCGCUUCAGCAAGUUCCUUAUGCCUUACUGGAAAUGGAUCACAAGUAUAUUGAUAUCAAUAUUAUGGUUUCAUGCCUUUUUUGUGGGGCAGUUUGGCUACUGUAUGGAUAUUUUAUCAAUAAUCGCUUUAUUAUUAUACCUAAUUCUGUAGGAAUCAUAUUUUGUUUGCUUCAAAUUGGAGUAUAUGCAUGAGCAAGAGGAAUUUUGCCUUGUCCCUGCUUAACAAGAAUAUCAAAAUUUCUCAUUGCGUAUUAUUCUUAUGAUAAAAAUAUUAUGAUUUAA